Cryptomeria japonica (Japanese cedar) is the source of this 2957-nucleotide messenger RNA. Its product is annotated as transcription factor LRL3. Gene Ontology annotation, biological process: regulation of DNA-templated transcription. The transcript has a single exon. Gene Ontology annotation, molecular function: protein dimerization activity; DNA-binding transcription factor activity. The record is from RefSeq and is a predicted model, not a curated record. Bases 156 to 1331 code for a protein of 391 amino acids. NCBI's taxonomy places the organism in Eukaryota, Viridiplantae, Streptophyta, Pinopsida, Cupressales, Cupressaceae.
GCCACGUUGGUGAGCGCUAUGGGCCCAUGUAAUUAGGCAUGCGGAGAUUGCAGUUACUUUCAAAUGAUUGCGGGGUUAAGAAGACCUAAUAAAGGCCGGCGUUAGCUUUGAGCUUGUGUAGUGGCCUCUCUGUUUUUCACUGUGAGUGAUUUUAAAUGGAGUGUUGGCUUCAUGACCAGAGGCCCGUCAAUGGUGAAAGAAACAUUGAGAUUAGCUCCUUUGCUGAGAGACAGGCUUGGGUCAAGGCGCAACUGCUCGGCAGCUUGGAAAGUUGCGCACAUUUGGAGCAGCGAUUUUGGCCAUGCGACCAGCUGCUUCUAAACCAGGAGGAUCUUUAUGGUGCUGGUCAGAACAGUACAGCGGUUUCGAGCUGGGAACCGGAUGGAGCUUUUAACUUUGGCACCAGCAAUUUUAAUGGAGAGGAGUCGCAACCGUUAGGGUUUGAGUUCGGGAGCCUCCCGAUUCAAAUGCAAGGGUUCAACGAUUUUCAGUUCUUUUCUCAAGAUGAAAAUUUUGGCUUUGCGGAGCUCAACUUCCCAGCCUGGCAGACUCAGCCAAGCGGUCAAAGAACAGCUUCCGCCGAGCUGCCGAGGAACAGCUCCUUUUAUACGCUGGAAGACGUGAUGAAGAAGCUCCCCCGCGUUGAUCCUCUGUUUAUUCCUAGCCCGCCGAUGAGCCUCAGUAUUCCUCCUUCCCCGCAGUUUUCUUCUGAUACGAGCUUGUCUUCAUGCCAAUCGUUUUCCGGUAGGGUUUCAUGCCCGCCGCCGCCGUUACAGCCGAGCGAGGGGGAGACAGAGCAUUUGAAUCAGCUGAUACAGUCGCAGACCUGCCGUAAGCCGCCGUAUGCUUCCGUAGAGCCACCAAGCGUCGCGGCUCGUCACAGGAGAAACAAAAUCCGUGAAAAGAUUAGUUCUUUGGAGAAACUGAUACCCCAGGGUUCGAAACUCGACACGGCCAGAAUGCUGGAUGAGGCGAUCAAGUAUAUCAAAUUCCUGCAAGCACAAUUUGAUGUUUUGGAAUCCAUGCCUCCCGUCGAUUCAGAGCCACAUCUGAAAUCAAACCCUAAGAUUGCCGAUGAUAAUGUCAAUAUUUAUCUGAAGCCAAAUUUUAAUGGCCGAAAUGCUUUGGCGAUGCAGAGAUCAGGUUCUGCUUCUGCUUCACCAAAGAAGCUAUCUACUGACCAGAUGCUUCACAGCUUACUGAGUUCGUCUAGAAUUCAAAAGAAGCUCUUCAGCGAGGGGAAAGUCAUCGUUACGGUGCAGCAGAAGGAAAUGCUUGCAUCUAAACGGCCUGAUCUAGCAGGUGAUUUUUCCAAUUUUUUCUUCGACUAAUAAAUAUUUAAGCUUCUUAAUUUUGUCCAUAGCUCCUCUGAAAUUGGUCAGGAGCUUCAUAUUGUAAUGUCAGCACUGUAACUCUUCUCGUACGUGCCUGGAGGUGUGAAGUUUCGUUCGUCGCCUAUUUUGAAAAUUUGGCAGAACAAAAUUUUGAUGUCGGAAAAUGUUGCGAUAAUUUUCCUGGCUAAGACUGCAAUAAUCUGUUUGAAUUAAAUUGUCAACGUAUUCUAUCGACGAAUUUUUUAAAAACAUAAUGUAGUUGUUUGGAUAUUUGCUUUUCAUGUCAAUAUAAGUAUCUUUUUCAGAUGUAUAACAGCGAAGUCACCUUGAUAAUGAUGUAUAAGAAUGAAGCCACCUUGGAAAUUGACAAUUUAAAUACUUUUAUUGAAGGGCAAGAUUCUUUUAAAGUACAAAUUUGUUACAGAGAUUAUGCUCUAUUCUGAAUGUACUAUCCUUGGGUUUGAUUUGAGACGUUAUAAAAAAUCUCUCAUUUUAUUGUAGUUAAAAAAAAUUCUUCCUUCGUGGAACGAAUAGAAUCGAGUGAUGUUAUUGUAGACGCAAUGCUCCGGGACUACGGACGACUUCUGGCCAAACUAAUUAAUGUGCUCCUGGCAGAACUGAUUAUUGUGCUUUAUUUAAAAUUCAUCUUCUCCGCAUAAAAAGUUAAUGUUUUGUAAGAGGAUCCAUUUUUUCGGGAUUUCUGUCGGCCUCGUCUCUGACUCGCAACGAAUCCACUCUGUCUACGCGUUGCACCACAGCUCUAUGACCCUUUUCCACGCCUCUCCAAUAACUUCGUGUUAUUCUCAAUUAUUCUUCUUAAGAAUUUCAGACAGUAAACGGCUAUUAAAAGAGGAGUCUCUGUGUGCCAUUUGUUCCAUUUGAGUCAUUUUGGGAAUUGAGUGAUUUUGCCUGUGUUGGGUUCAUCAGGGGUGACCUUUCAACGGAGGAAAAUAUCGGCUGCCGUAAACUUCCGUGGAGGCGCAGAGCGUCGUGUCUCGUCAGGGAAGAGGUAAAAUCCGUGAAAAGAUUCGGUCUUUAGAGAAACUGACACCCAGGAUUCGAAACUUGACACCGCCAAAAUGCUGUAAGAGGCUAUCAAAGUAUCUCAAAUUCUUGCAAGCGAAAUUUCAAGUUUCAGAAACUAUGCCCCAAGUGGAUUCGAAGCAGGAUCUCAAAUCAAACUCUAAGAGAAAUGAGGACUGCAUAAAUAUUUGUCUGAAGUCAAAUUCUUGCAAGCGCAAGUUCAAGUUUUAGAAACUAUGCCGAGAUCUCAAAUCAAACCCUAGCAGAACCAAGAAUAGCGUAAAUAUUUGUGUGAAGUCAAUUGCUAACAGCAACGGCACACGGAGGAUAGUGCUCCAAAAUGCUUUGGCGCUACAGAGAACAAAUUAUGCUUCAGCUUUAUCAAAAAAUCUAUCUACUAACCAGCAACCAGAUGCUUCACACUUUGCUGAGCUCGCCUACAAUUAAGAAGCAGCUCUUCAGCGCGGGGAAAAUCAUCGUCAUCCUGCAGCAGAAAGAAAUGCUUCCAUCUGCAUCUCCAAUUUCUACUUUGACUAGUAUUUACAAUAUAUACUUCCCAUUCAUAUUUUGAAUAUAAAAUACAAGCUGCAGCCUUCCUUC